Molecule: messenger RNA, 1938 nt
Organism: Paramacrobiotus metropolitanus
Lineage: Eukaryota; Metazoa; Tardigrada; Eutardigrada; Parachela; Macrobiotidae
Exons: 3
Coding region: 1028-1462 (144 amino acids)
Biological process (GO): protein peptidyl-prolyl isomerization
Cellular component (GO): intracellular membrane-bounded organelle
Molecular function (GO): peptidyl-prolyl cis-trans isomerase activity
Source: RefSeq, a predicted model, not a curated record
ACUUCUGAGGGGGUCCAAAUCUUAGAAAGCCUUGAAAAAGUAAUCCACGACGGGCAGAAGCUGACAGCUGGAGUCCUGCUGCAGUAUGCGGGCUUGCGACCAGUUCGUGAAUUCGUCGAGAAGAACUCAGAGUCCGUUUUGCUUCCCGCUACACCGACUCGCAGCUCGGAAUAUGUUUUUCGCUUGGUGGGGAAAACCGACAUGAUGGAGAAAUUUAUUGCACAGUAUGCAGAUUAGAAUACGCCGUUAAAUAAAAUUGGAAUUUUUGUGAAUCAACUGCGCGAAACUCACGAUCAAGGCCGUGUCCCUGCAGUCGCAAAUUCGUCUAUCUGGGUUCCGCAUUAUUAGAUACGACCACGGUCUCGCGCGGUAGUGCAACGACGGACGCGGAUCAGCUGUAACUUACUGGCGUUGCUCACAUUUCGCGUGCCUUUUGGUCUUUAAUAAUUUUUUUUUGUCUCGCAUUUAACACAAGUGCCGUUUAAUUUACGAAUGUCCAGCAGCUGAUUAAUGUCCAGCUGAUUAUUUCGAUUAACUGUUAUUUUUUUCUAUUGCGUUUUGGGUUAGUAAAUCCUGUCGGCGACGAGAUGGAGGAUUAGUUUUGGUUAGAGCAAUAAACUAAUGACAUAGUCGCCGCUGUUAUAGUAAUCGUUCACGACGGGCGCAUUGAGCAACACAUGGCCAAUGCCGCUCCAACUGUUGGCCUACUGUUACGCCAAGAAUCUCCCGCUGCAUGCUUUGGAAGGACGUAAUCACAAGUGUGGUAUUUAACUAGAAAGUUUAUGGGAAUGAUAUUUUUAGAAUCGCAUAAUCUAACCGUUAGGUUUCUCUCUGAAGAUUGUCACUGUGUUCGUUGGAUGCGACACUUCUCCAGCACAGCGGUUGUUUAAGAGUGCUCUUGGCAUUCAUAGGGAUCACAUCUCUCAGCAGCGCGAUAACUUCGUCUGAUGAGCUGUGCAGUAGGACAUUAGGGUAAACAGUAAAUAGUCCUCAUAAAAACCGGUUUUGUUUGCACAACGCCCCAACCAUGUAUCCCACAAUACCGAUGGCCAUCAGGAAUCUGGCGUUUGUGCAGAUUGUCAUUGGAGCGAUACUGGUCAUCAUUGACAUCGCAGCUUUCGCCACCAGCGGUUAUCAUUACGGAUAUUACGAGGGAUGGCGAGGAUUUUCCGGCGGCGCGGUAAUGAUCAUUACCGGCAUCUUCGGUGUUUUGGCGACACGUGGCAGCACACUACCGGGGGAGCGCGCGGAUCGACGCUGUCUGCUGAUCACCACGAUGAUCCUCAGUAUCAUCGUGGCCAUCAAUUCCCUGGUACAGUUCAUAUGGGUGGCCAGCAUUAUUGACCGGCAGUGGAGAGUGAGCGACAUGGCGCUGGGAAUUAUCACCGUCGUCCUUUUUGUCAUAGCGGUGGUGGCCAGUAUUGCGCAGGCUGUCUAUACCGGGCGUGUCCUAAACGGUUAACCGGCAUUCAGGAAUAGUAAAACUGUUCAACCAUGUGACGAAAUGAAUUCUUCCUAACGUUUCGAAGUUUUUGCGUUACUAUGGUGGAGGCGUGGAAAGAAACAACACCCAGGUUUUUUGUACGUAUUGUUUCGAACAUAUAAUCAACAUUGUUUUUAUUGUAGUGAUAAUUGCAUGACUUUUUUUUAUUUUGGCUGUAUUGCUGACAUUUAUUUUCGUGGAGUUCCUUACGACUUGUUGGGCAUGUUAGUUUUCACAUUGUGGCGAAUUUGAUUGUGAUUGCAGUUGCUUCUGUGGGCUUUGUUAAACGAAUUUGCUGGUGAAUAUUACCGUUACGAUUCGUAAAAAUAAAUAUUUAAACUAACCACACUAAUUUUUACUAAAGACGCUAUAUAUAAAUUAAUAUAGUUGACCUCUUCUGUAAUUGCCACAAGAAAAAUGAACCAGCAGGUAGUUCUGUAGAUAGUAAAUUGCCA